AGGCCGCUGAUUGGCCGGCGGGGUCACAUGGGCGGCUAGUUUGCAGAGCUGACAGGGAGGAGGAGGGUUCUGUGCAGAACAGAAAAACGACAACGCCAGAAAAAUUAGUAUUUUUUUUUCUUGCACUUCCACAAAUUAAUGGCCAUGAGCUCGUUUCUGAUCAACUCCAACUACAUCGAGCCCAAAUUCCCCCCCUGCGAGGAGUACGCACAGAGUAACUACCUGCACAGCCAGUCCCCAGAUUACUACGAGCGGCCGAGGGAACCCGGCUUCCAGGCUCCUCCCGAGGCUCUGUACCCAGGUCCGGGCAGCUACCCCGAAGCCAGCUAUGGGUACAGCCACAUCGCAGCCGGCCAUGAGGCCGGGGUCGCCCAGGAGGGGGUCCCUAGCAAGGGGCACAGCCAGUCUCAGCAACUUCUCCAAAGCCACGUCCUCAGACAGCCACCCCAGCACUGCGAGCCUAUAGGAGUGUCCAAUGACAGUAUCCAGACUGAGAAGGCUGCUGCUGGGUUGAAAUGCAAAGAGCCAGUCGUCUAUCCUUGGAUGAAGAAAAUACAUUGCAACACAGUUAAUCCAAAUUACACUGGAGGGGAACCCAAAAGGUCCCGGACUGCGUACACCAGGCAGCAGGUGCUGGAGCUGGAGAAGGAGUUCCACUUUAACCGCUAUCUAACCAGACGCCGGCGGAUAGAGAUUGCGCACACCUUGUGUCUGUCCGAGCGUCAGGUCAAGAUCUGGUUCCAAAACAGGAGGAUGAAGUGGAAGAAGGACCACAAAUUGCCCAACACUAAGAUGCGCUCUGCAAACCCAUCAGCCCCCAGCCAGCAGUCAAAAGUACAGGGUCACCAGCACACAGAUGGGUCAACAACCCCAUUAUUAUAACUCCUAAUUGUGAGGAUCCAUAAUGCUCUGCUGGCAAUCAUUUGGACCAAAUGACUAUGAAAAGAAAGAAGAAAAAACAAACUUUCACAACCCACAAAGCUCCCUGAUAUUGCUGGAUACAAAGUCUUAGAGCAAACAAGGACAAUUGUUCUCAUAACCAGGGGAAUCCAUGCAGACUUUUGCGUCGUUUUAUUUAUGUAUUUGAAUGUAUGCAUAUGAAAUAAAUAUGGGGUAUAUGUGUACAUGAUUAUUGACGUAUAGUUCUUCAAUGUCUACAUAGGUAGCAAACUAUUUUGUAUACAAGAUUACUAUUCCACGGAUGCAUUUCUGGCAAAUUAUGUGAUAGGGGUAUGGAUCAUCCACUAUAUAACACAUAUACAUAGCUGUGGGUAUUUAAUAAAACAAACUUUUUUUAUGAUUUAUUUAAUGGAUUAUUGAAGAUGUAAAGGAGUCGUAUUGUAAAUACUGGCGGACAUAAAAAGCAUUUCUAUAGAAACAACAUAACUGUUUUCCUGCUUAGCUCGUUGUCUGAGAUCGAUGUGUGUUUGACACUCGUUGGAUGUUAGCAUUGCUGUAGAAGGCCUUUGAUCGUCUUGAAGGCGAGGAAGGGGCGCAGAUACAGUAUAAGUGGUACAUAUUGUGAAUUUUGUGCUGUAUUAUUGUGGUGCUUACCUCUGAGAAUAUUCUGUGAAAAUUAAAGUUUUCAAAUAACAUCUA
Pseudophryne corroboree (corroboree frog) is the source of this 1599-nucleotide messenger RNA. It is a transcript of the gene HOXA4, whose product is annotated as homeobox A4. The record is from RefSeq and is a predicted model, not a curated record. The coding region runs from base 139 to 882 and encodes 247 amino acids. The transcript has 2 exons. Gene Ontology annotation, biological process: anterior/posterior pattern specification; embryonic skeletal system morphogenesis; positive regulation of transcription by RNA polymerase II. Gene Ontology annotation, molecular function: RNA polymerase II cis-regulatory region sequence-specific DNA binding; DNA-binding transcription factor activity, RNA polymerase II-specific. NCBI's taxonomy places the organism in Eukaryota, Metazoa, Chordata, Amphibia, Anura, Myobatrachidae. Gene Ontology annotation, cellular component: nucleus; nucleoplasm.